UCGACACAUAUCGCGAACGGCUCGCCUUAUACGGACGACCGUGCCACCUUUAUUGUCCAAUUUAACAUAUAGCCGUGUACUGUUAUAGGCGCGAUGUUACCGGUGAAGUCAUAAUGUGCGUCGUACAAAAAUAGAAAUACAGUGUUUACAGGAAAAUAGUAUCAAUAACAAAGUGUUGCGGUUUGUAAUUGAACGGAAAUGGCAGCUAAAUCGCCUACCAUGAGUGUGAAGUCGCGGGAAAUGAUCGGCAACGAGCAGUUCAGUCAGCGACGCGAAGUGUUCGGUAAGCACGACACGGUGUUCCUGCCGCCCGCGUCGCCCGUGCCCGCCUCGUACCGCGACGUCGAGCCCAUCGUCACCUCCAACCACGGCAAGACCACCGCCAACUUCAAGCGGAACACGCCCGGCUACUCCAGCAUGAGGGAGUCACGCACCGAAGAACGAGUGUUCGACUUCCGACCGCGGAAGUACUCCGACAACUUCACAUCGGAACUGAACCAAAGCGAUGAUGUGGAGUACAGACACACCAUGACGGAGAGAACGCGGCGCCUCUCCAAACUCCGGCGAGACUUCAUGACCUCCAAUCUACACGAACCAGGUAGUACCAGCCCGUUCAACCGCUCUGGAACACGGGCAUCGAUGCCGGCUAACAGUGCCGCUCCAUUAAAAUAUAAAAUUGAAAGUCCUAAUUUAUAUAAAUUCCCCUUCGCCGAGCCUUACUUGACACCGACGCCGGUACGGAAAGUUAUUGUGGAUCUGGGGUCGCCAGAUGUAGAAAGCGCAGGAAAGGAGAAUCGUGAUCCUGAGAAAACACGACAUUUGAGCUUAUCAAACCAUGAAACGCCGAGCAAAUUGGAGCAACAGAAGCUGUUUGAGGAAAUACUGAAGAGGUAUUCGCCACAGAGGAAGCCUGUCGACUGGGAGUUACCUCCGACUAAGCCGAGGGUGGUCGCGUCUGUUCCUAAAUCUAGUUCUAGUGUGGCCGACAGUAUUGAUAGUGGAGAUAAAAAAGUUGACGACAAAACAGAAAAAGGUGAUGAUGACGUGUUUGAAAAGAAACAAAACGGUGAAGUGGCGCCGGCAGUCUUAAGUGAAAAUUCAGUUGAUGGAAAAUCUGAUAAUAAUCCUGUAGAAGUUAAAGCGGAGGUCAUUCAAAAUGGCCCUGAAUCAUUAAGUAAGGAUGUCGCUGCUGCGAAAGAGAGUGAAACAAAAACAUCACAGUCUGAAUUAGAUGAGAAACAAGAUCAGGUGCCGGAACUAUCGACAAUUCAGAGGCAAAUCAGUAGAGAUUCAGCCAAGAAGCCACCUAUGGACAAAGUUAUAGACUUAAGUAUACCCGCACUGAUACAGAAAAUGACAGUUGAGGCGGAGAGCCUGGAGAAAACGAAUAAGCAGAAGAAAGUGAAGAGAAAACGUAGUUUCUUGGACAAGUUACUAGGUCGCAAGAAGGACAAGUAGUAGCGAUAUAUUGUAACAUUGAUGUGAUAUUGAAUAUACUGCAAAUAAUGCAGGACAGCCAAAGAUUUAAAGAAGCAUGACGUCAUCUCUGUAAUCUUUUGAUUUGUAGAUAUAUUUCUUUAUAUCGCAAAGGAAUAAACCGAUAGAUUUUAUUUAUAUCUAAAAUAUAAUUAAGGCCAGUC
Molecule: messenger RNA, 1640 nt
Organism: Spodoptera exigua (beet armyworm)
Lineage: Eukaryota; Metazoa; Arthropoda; Insecta; Lepidoptera; Noctuidae
Source: the annotation of a GenBank genome assembly